GCCUGGGACACCAGCAUCUAUUCAGUCCUAACUUCGUCCCCAAGCUCCUGGGGGGGAAAUGCAGGAGCAGGGGGGCGGGAUUCCAGCAAGACUGGGGUCAGGGGGGACAAGGGUCAGAGAGCAAAGCCUGAGUUCCAGUGGGUGGUCCACAGAACCAGGAGAUCCGUUGCUAGGUAACCAGAUCUCCCUUCACUUCCCAAUACAUCAUCCUGAGCUCCCCACCGCAGGUGUCCAGCCGUCUUUCCCGGGUCUCGGACACCCACCCUCCAGGGGACCCUGACAAGCAGGAGGAAGGGAGAAGCAAGAGCCCAGCUACCAGCUACCCCCCCCCCCCAGCCACCCCCAGCCACCGGUUCACUGCGAGGAUCCGGCCGCCUGGCCCAUCGGGUCACCACCAGCAUGAGCCUGGGCAUCAUGGAGGAGGACGAGCUGGCCGAGUACUUCCGGCUACAGUAUGGGGAGAGGCUACUACAGCUGCUGCAGAAGUUCCCCAACAUUGAGGAGCAGUCGGAGUCCCCAUCCAUCCGGCUCCUGGAGAAGAAGAAAGAGGCCAAGAUCAUGCACACUGCUAUGGAGCAGAAGAAGGAGAUGUUUCGGCGCCGGAUGGAAACCCUGAAUCUGCGUUGGGAGGAGCUGGGUACCAAGGAGGCCCAGCUGAAGGCUCACAUCCAGAAGUUCGAGCAGUUCAUCCAGGAGAACGACCAGAAACGGAUCCGCGCCCUGAAGAAAGCCAACAAGGAGCGCGAGCUGAAGAGGCAGCGGGUGCGCGAGCUGGCCAAGGUCAAGCAGGAGAUGGGGGCCCUGCGGCUGCAGCACCAGCGGCUGAGCACCAAGAUGCAGGAGUUCUCCGUCUUCAACAAGUACCUGGAGAAGGUGGUGGAGCACUCGGAGUUCGAGGAGAUCCACGAGGUGAUUUCACGCUACAAGACGCUGAUGAGCAUGCACCACGACCUCAUGCAGUCGGCGCAGGAGGGCCAGGAGAAGAUCGAGCGCGCCAAGGCACGGCUGGCACGCUACAUGGAGGAGAAGGACGACGAGAUCCUGCAGCACAACAAUGAGCUGGCGCGUCUGCAGAUGCGCUUUGACCGAGCCCGCAGCGACGUCAUCGUCUGGGAAUCUCGCUGGGCGCACAUCCAGAACACGGCCGCCAAGAAGACCCUCUUGCUGGGCACCAUCAAGAUGGCGGCACUGAACCUCUUCCAGAUCGUGAGCAAGCAGCUGAAGGAGACCGCCGCCGUGUCCCUGGAGGACACCCACAAACAGCUGGACAUGGUUCCCAGGUGAUGGUGCUGGUCUGGCUUCCACGCUUUGAGAACCACGGCAUUAGCGCCGAGACCCUUUUGGCCCCGGUGAACGCGGGCCCCAGCGGGGACCCACGAUUGAAUUCAUCGCUGGUGCAAAAACAGUCUUCUUAGAUUCUAGAGACGUGCUGAAAGCUCCGUGCCUGGGGCCCACGCUUUGGGAAAAGAGGAAAUUGGGGGUGGGGGGAGUCAGCAAGUCUAGGAAAGUGUUGGUGUCUGUCUUAUUAGGGGCACCCUGAGAUUC
Molecule: messenger RNA, 1545 nt
Organism: Prionailurus viverrinus (fishing cat)
Lineage: Eukaryota; Metazoa; Chordata; Mammalia; Carnivora; Felidae
Gene: CCDC42
Product: coiled-coil domain containing 42
Exons: 7
Coding region: 400-1284 (294 amino acids)
Biological process (GO): spermatid development
Source: RefSeq, a predicted model, not a curated record